Messenger RNA from Chenopodium quinoa (quinoa), 2448 nucleotides. Its product is annotated as calcium homeostasis endoplasmic reticulum protein-like. Gene Ontology annotation, cellular component: perinuclear region of cytoplasm. Lineage: Eukaryota; Viridiplantae; Streptophyta; Magnoliopsida; Caryophyllales; Amaranthaceae. The record is from RefSeq and is a predicted model, not a curated record. Gene Ontology annotation, biological process: intracellular calcium ion homeostasis; RNA processing. The transcript is spliced from 4 exons. Gene Ontology annotation, molecular function: RNA binding. The coding region runs from base 278 to 2227 and encodes 649 amino acids.
CCCUUACUAAUCUUAUACUUUUGCCUUCCAUUAAUGGUAAAAUAGUCUCCGUAAUAAUCUUAAUUCCCAUUUCUAUAAUUCUUAAUUUUUCCCCUUCAGAGCUCAUUUACGUUUGCGGUUGCGCUGCGUAGCUGCACACAGUCUCUCUCUCUGUCCUCCAUUGAAGCGCUCUCUGAGUUCUCCGUUGAGGCGGCUUGUUAGCUUUCUCUCCUCCAUUGAAGCAGCAUCUAAGUUAUUAUACAGGAGAUUGUCUUAUAAAAAAUCAUUUUAAAUAUUGAUGGAUCGUUCACCACAUGAUUAUGCUGCUAUGGCAUUUGCUCAGCAACAGCAACAAGCAGCUAAUUUGCCAGGACAACAGUAUGGAUUCCCUCCACAGCAUCAACAGUUUCCCCCUUCAGUUCACGGUCCUCCUUUUCUACCUCCUCCUCCAUCUGUCCAACAAUUUCCUUACCAACAUCAGCAACAUCCUCAACAAAUCCAUCCUCCUCACUCUCAUCUUCUUCAUCUUCAGCAGCAACAACAGCCUCCACCACCUUUUCCUCCUCAUAUGCCUCCUCACAUGGUACCAUCUCCUUUUCCUGGAGGACCAUAUGACUCUGCCCCACCCCCAGCUCCUCCUCCUCAAGAUCCUGAAAUGCGAAAGCGUAUUGACAAGCUAGUUGAGUACGUUGCCAAAAAUGGCCCAGGAUUCGAAGCGAUGGUUUGUGAGAAAGAACAUAAAAACCCAGAGUAUAGUUUCUUGUUUGGCGGUGAGGGUCAUGGAUACUAUCGCUAUAAGCUGUUUUUGUUUACUCGAUCUCCUGAUCCUUUUGGUGCCCCUUUUCCCCCUUCUAUGCCUGGGAUUCAUCCACCUUCUAUGAAUCCUAGUGCAGUUUCUGGUCCAGUGAUGGGCCCACCUCAGAUGCACCAACCGCCUUUCCCUCAUUAUGAUCAGCAACAGCCCUAUUCUCAGCCUUACAUGGGUGAUGGUCGAAUGGAUUAUGACCAACCACCCAAGUCAUUUAGAGGUCUUUCAGGUCCACUUCCUUCUGAUAUUGCAAUGGAGUUGAACAAUGUGCUUGUCAACCUCACUGGUACCAAGGAGUCGAUUAAAGGUGCUAAAGCAUGGUUUAUGCAGAGAUCGCCUUUUGCUCCUGCUCUAGCUGAAGCGUUGAGAGAUAGAGUCUUCACUUUAGAAGAUUCUGAGAAGCUAUUGCACAUUAUUUACCUUGCAAAUGAUAUUCUCUUUGACAGCUUCCAGCGACGUGCCAAUCCUAACGAACUUGAUAAUGAGGCCCUUGCAUUCAAACCCGUUCUGGGCUCCAUGCUGGCAAGAAUUUACCAUCACCCACAAAAUAAGGAAGAAAACCAGUCACGGUUGCAAAAAAUAUUGCAAUUUUGGGCUUCAAAAGAAGUUUAUGAUCAAGAAACUAUCCAUGUGCUCGAGGGAGAGAUGACUGGAGGACCACCGGCUAGUUCAUUUUUUGGGCCUCCCAAAGAGCUGCAUGGUUCAUCAGCCGAUCCUUCAAGUUCUGGGGGGAUACCUCACCAAACAGCAAUCAGUAACCUUCAGUGGCAGCAGGACAAACACAGCAUACUAAACCAAGAUCAGCCUGAUAGACAUGGCUUUGGAGGUCAGCCAUUCCUUCCACACACUGUCACACCUGGUGGUUUUCCAGGAUCUGUUCCUUUACCUUCGGCAGUUCCACCUGUAAAUCAGCUUCCUACCCCACUUGCACCACAGCCAUCUGCUAUUAAUGUCGGCGACAAGGUACCACCAUACCCUUUGUUCCCUCCCGGUCUUAUACCUGGAAUGGUAAAAAAACAGCAGGUUGGAAGUGGUGUACCUUAUUCUCCGAUGAGCCCUCUUGAAAUCCCAACUGUCAUACCAUCAUCUGAUGUUCCAGAAUCUGAUAUCUUGGAGAGAGUGUCUAAAUAUUUUAAGGAGAUUGGAGAGGUCAACCCUUCUGAAGGGCCGAUGAGUGGGUCUGAAGCAAGAUAUGAUGAUGACUAUCAAAGAGAUUCUCCAGUCCGCAAGGGAGGAGCUUGCAUCCCUCCACCACCGAAUCUGCAAUCAGAUGCAGGAAGAGAGACAGAAUCGGGUUCAUUUAGCUCUGGAAGAUUAGGUCUUGGAGCCACUGCAAAUCCAAAUGAAGCAAGUCAAUAUGAUGAUGUGUAUACUAGUUAUCGCAAACAGAGAAGCUCUAAUUACCAUGUGUCAAUGAGUACUAGAACAGGAACACGGUAGUAAAGCAUAAUACACAAUUUUGUGCUUUGUGAGCUAAAGUACCAGAUACAAAAAGCUUAUCUAUCUUGUAUGACUUAAUGUUUAUUCUUGGUUUGAGUUUUGAAAAGCCUUAACGUAGUGUUUAGAUACAAGGAUUUAAUAUCUGUAGAAAUAUCUCCUUUCAAACGCCAUUUCCAGCGCAACUUUUUAAUAAAAAGAUCAUAACUCAAUUUCCUAUCAAA